This is a messenger RNA of Adineta ricciae, 1950 nucleotides long. Lineage: Eukaryota; Metazoa; Rotifera; Eurotatoria; Adinetida; Adinetidae. The record is from the annotation of a GenBank genome assembly.
AUGCAAGAUAAGGAGUUGAAUACUGCUUUUCAUUUGAUUCAACAUAUCAUGCAGUAUAUGAUUAUUUUUACUUUUCUUGUGUUCGUACACUCUUUACACUCGGCUGCAGUUCCAUCAUCAACUGUCGAUAAUGUUCCAAAUCAAUUUCUUCCAUUCUAUUUACAAGAAGUUCAUCUGAUCAAUUCGAUUCACUCGCCAAGUCUUGCUGGUCAACAAUUGAAUCAGGCCUAUUUAGAUCUUUUACCCGUAGAUCGCUUGUUGUAUACCUAUUAUGUCAAUGCAAAUCUAAGUGUCGAAGGUAUUGAACCACUCGGUGGAUGGGAAUCACCAACGAGUGAUAUUCGUGGUGUAUUUCUCGCUUUUUAUCUACAAGCGUCUGCCAAAGCAUACCUUGCAUAUAAUAAUACUCAGCAGUUGUCCAAAGCACAAUAUUUGGUUGAGCAACUCUAUCGUGUACAAAAGCUUUUGAAUGAAUCCGGAUUUCUCGCAGCAUGGCCAUCGGAACAUCUACGUAAAUUAGAACGUUUAGAGAAAGUUUGGGCACCGAUUUAUUGUUACGAAAAACUGCUUCGUGGUCUUUCAGAUAUGUAUACCUUAACUGGAUUAACACUAGCUGGCCAAAUGGUACACGAUAUGUUGAAUUAUUUAUAUACAUGGAUGAUUCAUUGUAUGAACACUUAUCCAACAUCACAUUGGCAUGCUAUGAUAUUCAGUACGUUAGAUUAUGAAUAUGGUGGUAUUAGUGAGUUUCUAUAUGAACAAUAUGGAUUAACAAGUGAUCAACGGUUCUUUUGGAUGGCACAACAAUUCGAUGAUGGACAAUUUCUUGGAGCUCUGGCAUUGAACAUGGAUUUUCUGACAGGUGUACAUGCAAAUUCACAUGUUCCACCUGUGAUUGGUAGUGGUCGACGAUACUCCAUUACAGGUGAACAACAGUAUCGAUCUAUCAUAGAAAAUUUCUAUUCAUUAGUAUGGAAUAAUCAUACGUAUUCGACGGGUGGUUCGAAUGGAGGGAAUGGCUCUGUCGGAUUCGAUCAACAAGAGCAUUAUAGUGAUCCAAAUCUUCUUUCUCAAACACUCUGGAAUAACAAUCAAGAAUUUUGUGUUCAGUAUAAUAUGUUACGCUUGAUACGGAUGUUAAUUCAAUGGACAGGAAAAGUUCAAUACGCAAAUUCGUACGAACGGAUCUAUGUGAAUAGUAUUUGGGGUACACAAAAUCCAGAAGAACCCGGUCAUAUGUUGUAUAGUUACCCAUUGGGUGAAGGUGUAAGUAAACCAACAUCGGUCGGAGGUGGAGAUGUUGGAUAUGGGACACAGUUCGAUAGUUUCUGGUGUUGUUAUACAACAGCUAUUGAUCAAUGGACAAAAAUGAGUGAUUCGAUUUAUUUUCGUCAAAACUCAUCGAUUUAUGUGAAUCUAUUUGUUUCGUCUGAAGUAAAUUGGACAGAUAAGAACUUCGUUCUCCGACAAUUAACUGCUUUUCCAAGAGAAUCAACAACGAACUUCACAAUAAACACUUCAUUCAAUGAGGUUCACAUGACUAUCAACUUACGUGUACCAUCGUGGAUUGUUCUCAACGAAUCUUGGAUUGAAAUCAAUCAUCUUCGUCAAAAACUCGAUCUUAUUCCUUCAACUUACAUUCAACUUCCGAAACUCAACUGGAAACCGAACGAUGAAAUCGUUUACAAAAUGGCGAUGAACAUUCAUUUCGAAUCAAUUAAUGACAAUCCACAAUUAGUUUCAAUCCUAUAUGGACCAAUUGUUCUCGGUGGAUUAACUAAGCAAGCAAAAGUUUUAUUUAACGAUGUGAAUCUUAUCCGAAGAAUUCAGCGAUCAUCUUCUGAAAUCUUACUGUUUGAAACAACAUCGGUGGAUGGAACAAGAAUUCAGUUUUUACCUUUGUAUGAAAUUGUCAAUCAAACGUACACAGUUUAUUUUCCCAUUCAAUGA